GCUUCCGCGCUUGACGCCAUUAUCCUGCGACGCUACGACUCAUAAACGAAAACAAACGCGAAAGAUUCGCAGUAAUCUCCAGCAAAAAUGCCCGUGUGUAACUUUUUUCUCCAGGGGCGUUGUCGUUACGGCGAUAAAUGUUGGAAUGAACACCCGAGAGGAGGAGGAGGAAGUGGAGGUUACAACAACAGCUACAACCGCUCCUCGGCUCCACAGCAGUCCAGAGGAGGCGGUGGAGGGUUUGGAAACAAGGUUUGGGUGAAUCCCUCUCAGCAAAAAGGAGGCUUCGGCCAGCAAGCGUCUUCCAGUGGGAGUGAUCAGUGGGGUGGGAGAGGACGCGACGUGAAGAGCUCCGACUUUAGCUUCGCUUCUCAAAACAGAUUUUCGACACUCAACAACCACGACAACUAUGAAAGGGGAGGAAGAGGAGGAGGAGGAGGAGGAGGAGGACCAGCACCAGGUGAAGAGGAUGAUGAACAAAAACUGGAGAUCAUUCAAAGUGACAUGAAGGUUUGGGAGAGCUCAGGCCAGUGGGGCUUCUCGUGUUAUAGUGGCUUCAAGGCACCAUUAUCUGGUUUUACUGACCUAUCGCCAGAAGAGCUGAGGCUUGAAUAUUACUCCUCCAAAGCAUCUGGAGACCUGCAGAGCUACCUCAAUGGUGUCAAUCAGUUGCUCACUCAGUGGAGAAGCAGAGUCCAGGAGCUGAAGAUCAUGAAUCAAUCGACUCGUGCAGCUUUGCUAGCAGAACUAAGAAAUCCAGCACCUCAGAGAACGUCAAGUGGCUUUGGCUCAACACCAAUUGGAUUUGGAUCCUCUUCCUUGGAUUUUGGUAGUAAAGGGUUUGGAGCACAGCCACCCGCUCAAGCAAAUAACUUCAGUUUUGCCUCCCCAGCGGGUGGGUUUGGUUCCUCAGCAGCCCCAGCAUCCUUUCCAAGUUUCGGCACUGCCAUCCCAGCCCCGACACAACCUCCCUCUGGGUUCGGCUCCUCCUCCUCCUCAUCUGUGGCUUCUGCCGCCCCUUCAGCGUCUUCGUUCUCCUUCGCUUGCCCGUCCAGUGGCAAACCCGCCUCUUUGUCUUCAGGAUUUGGCUCAGCUGCCAGUUUCAGCUUCUCCUCCACCACCACCACCAACAAAGCGGCAUUCGGAAGCAGUUUUGGGUCCGAGGCAAGCGCAGGAAGUUUAUUUGGACAGGCGCAUGCCGCCGCACCUGCAGCAGCUGCCUCUGACGGUCUGUUCUCCCCCGAGAGCGAACUGACCCAGGAUGAGCUCGGGCAGUUCAAAGCACAGAGGUUCACUUUGGGCCAGGUUCCUCUGAAGCCGCCUCCUGCUGCGAUGCUUCUGGUUUGAUGCUCAAAUGUAUUAUUCAUAUCCAAAGUACUGUGGCUUUAAGAUACAGCUAUUUCAACACUUGAAAUCCAUUUUGAAGGUGACUCUGAGUUUCUAGACAUUUUAAAGCACAUUUUAAAAAGUACAUUACUAUUUUUGAACAAUUGAAUGAUUCUGCUCGUGUUGAGUUAUAAAUAUGAAGUGGGCCUACAUUUUGCGGUAAAAACUUGUGUCAGCGUUGUUUAAACACAGGUCUAUUGCCUGUGAACGGAAUGUGCUGAAUACUGAAAUGAUUCAUACUCUGGACAAA
This is a messenger RNA of Dunckerocampus dactyliophorus (ringed pipefish), 1636 nucleotides long. It is a transcript of the gene nup42, whose product is annotated as nucleoporin 42. The record is from RefSeq and is a predicted model, not a curated record. Bases 88 to 1347 code for a protein of 419 amino acids. Gene Ontology annotation, cellular component: nuclear envelope. Gene Ontology annotation, molecular function: metal ion binding; nuclear export signal receptor activity. The transcript is spliced from 7 exons. Lineage: Eukaryota; Metazoa; Chordata; Actinopteri; Syngnathiformes; Syngnathidae.